ACAAAACGCAGGUUGUUGCCCGGUUGGAGUUGCUCUUCACAUUCUAGAAACUGAGUAGACGACCAAUUCAGAUGUGACCCGAAAACCAUAAUGCCGGCAGUACGUCACAGUCACACCUCUCGCCUAGCGGUUCCAUUGGGCAACUUGAGGACACGAGAAAAUCUACUUGCCGCAGAGCAGCUGACCUGCGCGCCGAAACACGCCAUCAAUUCCAUCGAGCAAACUCCAAAACUUCCCCGGUAACCCGCACCUCACUGAGUGACCUCCCAUCCCAACGGCACUCGGCUCGGCAGUCGCCACCAUCGCUGCGCUACGAGCAAUGCUACAUCUCGAAACCUCCACAGGCAACAAGAGGCAAGGAUGCCACAGCUCGAUCUGGAGUCCCUCUUCUGCGUUGGCGGCGGGUCGAAGGUCGCCUGCGAGACCAUCGCCUUCGACGUCGACGUCGCCAACGCCCACGAGGUGUCGCGCCGGACUAUCUGGGCCUGGUCCGGCCUAACCGGCGCGGCGCUGGAGCGGGACGGGUCGACCAAGGGCAGCUCCAACCCCAAGACCGCUGCGGAAGAGGCUACGCGCAACAAGGGCGGGUCGAGGGCGCCGAGGAGGCUGGAGGCAAUCGUCGUCGGCGUUCUGCCUGCCGGGAAGAUGGUCGUCCAGCAUCGGCGCUCCCCCGUUGUCGGCCGCCGCUUCGCAGGGGCCAGGGUCUUCGCGAGCGAGGCCGUGGGCACGGAGCCUGCGUCCCCGAAGGUGUCGUGCUUUGGGGCCGUGCGGUCCGAGAUCCGCGCGGCGGCCCCUGCACCUGCGCCUGCGCCGCGCGGGGAGGAGGAGCGGGUCGAGGAGCGGAGCGGGUGCUGGGCGAGCGUCACCUCCGCGCUUCGUGGCUUGUUAUGCGGCUCUGGCUCGGACAAUCGUCCGGAAGGUGAACCGAAGGCCGCGGUGUCGGAGUCGCCGGCGGUGGCCGCUCCAGUCCUGUCGCCCCCGCGGCCGGUUCUGGGUCUUGGAGACGUGAAGCAAAUUGCUUCGCGGCGGUGGCCGGAUGGAGAUGGCCGGUGCUUGGUUUGAAUCUCUUGCGUGCUUCAGGAACGAGAAGCACGGGAACAGUUGUGUACACAUCUUCACUUGUACACAGUCUUGCGUGCUUUGGUAGGCACGGGAACAGCUGUACGUUCACCGUCGCCGAGGCAGCAACCAGCAGCAGUCCUGUACGGUAGUACUAGUACUUGCGUGCUUGCGCCCGUGCUAACAAAACCAGCCUUUAAUCUUCUCUCGUGCAAUGCGUAUGUCGUCUCUUUCUUUUGUACUGUACUCCAGCUAGCUACGCCUUCCAUGUACAAUUGUGAGAAAUCGGUGUUUGACUUUUGUAGGUAGUUUCAGUUCACUCCAGCAUAUGCUCCCGAAAGCCGAAAUGCAUUUCCGGUUUCAGUUCA
Messenger RNA from Hordeum vulgare subsp. vulgare (domesticated barley), 1427 nucleotides. RefSeq lists its product as uncharacterized. Bases 361 to 1062 code for a protein of 233 amino acids. The record is from RefSeq and is a predicted model, not a curated record. NCBI's taxonomy places the organism in Eukaryota, Viridiplantae, Streptophyta, Magnoliopsida, Poales, Poaceae. The transcript has 2 exons.